UCCGAAGUAAUGAGAACGGUGACUGUUGGCCGUGGGUCGGUCUCCCAGGCCUGCCCUCUUUUGCUAACGAUCUUCCUCGCCUCCGGGCCAACUCGGACAGUUUGCUCAUUUACUGCAACGGUCAAGGCUGGGUCGUGCCAGCGCAGCGCGCGCACACACACACGCACACACGCGGGGGGAAAACUUUUUUAAAAAAUGAAAGGCUAGCCCGGCUCCUCCGCGGCGCGGGCGCUGCCGCUGCCGAGGGGGUCGGAGCUGACUCGCUGCAGCAGGAAAUCCCUCCUGUCGCGCCGCCCGGGCCCCGCUCGGCGCCCGCGUGGGAUGGUGCAGCGCUCGCCGCCGGGCCCCGAGAGCUGCUGCUGCACUGAAGGCCGGCGACGAUGGCCGCGCGCCCGCCGCCCGCGCCCCCCGCCCGCGCCCUCCUGCUCGCCCUGGCCGGGGCUCUGCUUGCGCCCCGCGCGGCCCGAGGGUUGAGCUCAUGGGACCAGGAAGGAGCCUAUGAAAUCGUCAGUGCUUCUGUUUUGAAUGGAGACCUCUGGAUUCCAAUGAAGAGCAAUAACUUCAAGAAUCAUCCAGAAGUGUUGAAUGUUCGAAUACAACUGGAAAGCAAGGAACUGAUCAUCAGUCUGGAAAGAAACGCAGGUCUCAUUGCCAGCAGUUUCACCGAAACCCACUACCUGCAGGAUGGUACAGAUGUCUCCCUCACUCGAAAUUACACGGGUCACUGUUACUACCAUGGGCACGUGCAGGGAUAUUCUGAUUCCGUGGUCAGCCUCAGCACCUGCUCUGGUCUCAGGGGACUUAUUAUGUUUGAAAAUGAAGCCUACAUCUUAGAACCAAUGAAAAACGCAACCCACAGAUACAAACUCUUCCCAGCAAAGAACCUGAAGAGCACCUGGGGACGGUGUGGGUCACAAUGUAACGCAUCGGGCCUCUCCGUGGAUAAGAUGUUCUCGCUGCCCUCCCACCCGUGGGCUAGGAGGCAUAAAAGAGAGACUCUCAAGAUGACCAAGUACGUAGAGCUGGUUAUUGUAGCGGACAACCGAGAGUUUCAGAGGCAAGGAAAAGAUCUGGAAAAAGUGAAGCAGCGACUAAUAGAGAUUGCUAAUCACGCUGACAAGUUUUACAGACCACUGAACAUCCGGGUUGUAUUAGUAGGCGUGGAAGUGUGGAAUGACGUUGACAAGUGCUCGAUAAGUCAGGACCCGUUCACCAGCCUCCAUGAAUUUCUGGACUGGAGGAAGAUGAAGCUUCUACCUCGAAAAUCCCAUGACAAUGCACAGCUGAUCAGUGGGGUUUAUUUCCAAGGGACCACCAUCGGCAUGGCACCUAUCAUGAGCAUGUGCACAGCGGAGCAGUCUGGGGGCGUCGUCAUGGACCAUUCAGACAGCCCCCUUGGUGCAGCCGUGACCCUGGCACAUGAGCUGGGCCACAAUUUCGGGAUGAAUCACGACACACUGGAGAGAGGCUGUAGCUGCCAGACGGCUGCCGAUAGAGGAGGUUGCAUCAUGAACCCUUCAACCGGGUACCCGUUCCCCAUGGUGUUCAGCAGCUGCAGCAGGAAGGACCUGGAGAGCAGCCUGGAGAAGGGGAUGGGGAUGUGCCUCUUCAACCUGCCAGAACUCAAGCAGUCCUUCGGGGGCCAGAAGUGCGGCAAUGGAUACGUGGAGGAAGGAGAGGAGUGCGACUGUGGGGAGCCCGAGGAAUGCGCGAAUCCCUGCUGCAACGCCACCACCUGUACUCUGAAGCCGGACGCCGUGUGUGCACAUGGGCUCUGCUGCGAAGACUGUCGGCUGAAGCCGGCAGGAACAGCAUGCAGGGGCUCCAGCAACUCCUGUGAUCUGCCGGAGUUCUGCACAGGGACCAGUCCUCACUGCCCGGCCAGCGUGUACCUGCACGAUGGCCACCCGUGUCAGGGAGUAGAUGGCUACUGCUACAACGGCAUCUGCCAGACCCACGAGCAGCAGUGCGUCAUGCUCUGGGGACCAGGUGCUAAACCUGCCCCUGGGAUCUGUUUCGAGAGAGUCAACUCUGCAGGUGACCCUUACGGAAACUGCGGCAAAGACUCCAAGAGCUCCUUUGCCAAAUGCGAGAUGAGAGAUGCUAAAUGUGGGAAAAUCCAGUGUCAAGGAGGUGCCAGCCGGCCUGUCAUUGGUACCAAUGCCGUUUCCAUAGAAACAAACAUCCCACUGCAGGAAGGAGGCCGGAUUCUGUGCCGUGGGACCCAUGUGUACUUGGGUGAUGACAUGCCGGACCCAGGGCUGGUCCUUGCGGGCACAAAGUGCGCAGAAGGAAAAAUCUGCCUCAAUCGCCGGUGUCAGAACGUCAGCGUCUUUGGGGUUCACGAAUGUACAGUGCAGUGCCACGGCAGAGGGGUGUGCAACAACAGGAAGAACUGUCACUGCGAGGCCCACUGGGCACCUCCCUUCUGUGACAAGUUUGGCUUUGGAGGAAGCACAGACAGCGGCCCCAUCCGGCAAGCAGAUAACCAAGGUUUAACCGUAGGAAUUCUCGUGACCAUCCUGUGUCUUCUUGCGGCUGGAUCUGUGGUUUAUCUCAAAAGGAAGACCUUGUUACGGCUGCUGUUUACAAAUAAAAAAACAACCAUUGAAAAGCUAAGGUGUGUGCACCCUUCACGGCCGGCCAGUGGCUCCUGUCCUGGACACGCUCACCUCACCCACCUUGGGAAAAGCCUGGUGAAGAAGCCGGCAGAUUCCAACCCACCUAAGAGCAAUCCCAGGAGAACACCUCAGUGUCCGAAUGUUGACAUCAGCAGACCCCUCAAAGCCCUGGACAUCCCUCAGCCCAAGUCACCUCAGCGAGUACUCCCUCCCCUGCACCAGGCUCUGCGUGCACCCAGCAUCCCUGCCAGACCCCUGCCGGCCCACCCUGCUUUUAGGCAGCCCCAGGGAACUCAUAAGCCACACCCUCCUCAGAAGCCUCUGCCCGCAGGCCCUGUGGGCAGGACAACUCGGUUCGGCAGCACUCCGGGAAGGACUCUGGGGCAGCAGGAGCCUGGGCUCUGCCUGGCACCCCUCAGACCUGCCCCUAAGUGCCCACACCAAGUGCCCAGACCUACCCACACCGCGUACAUCAAGUGAGAAGUCGACACCUUUUCUCAACAGUGAAGACAGAAGUUUGCACUAUCUUGCAACUCCAGUUGGAGUUGUUUUUGUACCAACUUUUAAAACAAAAUUUUUUUAAUGUUUAAAACACCAUUACUUUAAGGACUUUGAGCUACUGCCGUCAGGGCUGUGUUGUGCUAUGGUGCUCUGUACACUUGCUCAGGUACUUGUAAAUUAUUAAUUUAUGCAGAAUGCCUAUUACAGUGCGGUGUGCUGGAGUAGGCAUUUUUGCCAUCACUGAGUUUUCCAUGGAGGGAAUGCUUGUUGUCCUUUUAAUGUUUUAGUGAACUUGAAAUAUCCUGCUUGCAGGGCUUCUGAACAGGAUGUUAACUUUCUGAUCAAGGCAUUAUUGGAAAGCAGUUUCCAACUACCCAGGGCUGCAGUUCUGGCACCAGACACCAGGCAGAGCACCCAGUGACUUUCUGGAAUUUCAUCAGGCCAGACCCGAGGAGCUGUAGGUCCAAGGCUGUCCUUGGCUCUCAGGGAGGCCCCCCCCGCACCGGGGCUGCACCUUGAAGUGUGGGGCCAGGAAGCUUUGGAGAGUACCUGAAUUGCAGAACAGGAAUUUUAAGGUGUGGCCACACCAGGGUAGGGAACAGAGCACUGGGCAAGCAGAAACUUGACCUUGAGCUGACCAGCCAUGAGCACAGUUGGGGAGCAGGCAGCAUUGCCCUGCAGUUGGAGAUCUGUAGUACCACUCGAGGUUUUGCUUUAUAGAAGCACCAAGAACAUCUUUCUCUGGCUGCCCUUUGCAGAGUGCUGGCAUCAGCGCAUUUAGACUGGGAAAGGUGGUGUUUCUACAAGAAAGCUAUAGCCCAGGCAACACAAACCUCCAUCUCCCCCUGUGGUUGGCACUAAGCAAAUUACCACAUUGUCUUUGCAAUGGUAAUACCAUGAUCCUGCAUUCAGAGACAGAUGAGGCAUUCUAUGGAACCAUAACUAAUUUCAGAUGUGAACCAGAAACCAGAUCUAGUCAAUCAAGUCUGUAAAUAAAAAUCUCCUUUUACUGCAAGGUUCAACUUAUUAAAAAUUAGGCAGAAUCCCCAUACUUGCAAAAAUUACAACCAAAUGGUAUGCCAUAUUCUCUGGUAUAGCCUAUGUCUGCCAUCCUUAAUAGUAUAUUCUGGGAAAAGAACCAUGAGUUACUACUAAGUUCACUUUGGGGCAUCCUGUUUUCCCAGCUUGGCUGCAGAAAUCUUUAAAAGAUGUUUUUAGUGUAGAGUCACAAUCUAUUUCUUAAACACUUAUGACCUACCUGUGGAGCAUCAUAGAAUAGGAUGAGGAGCUCAGUUCCUAGUCCUAAACAUUCAUGAAAUUCCGGCUUGGAACAGCCCCUUCCAUCUUCUGCUCUUCAGAUGUCUAACGGGGUGGGGGGAGGG
Molecule: messenger RNA, 4504 nt
Organism: Nycticebus coucang (slow loris)
Lineage: Eukaryota; Metazoa; Chordata; Mammalia; Primates; Lorisidae
Gene: ADAM12
Product: ADAM metallopeptidase domain 12
Exons: 23
Coding region: 381-3101 (906 amino acids)
Biological process (GO): proteolysis
Molecular function (GO): metalloendopeptidase activity
Source: RefSeq, a predicted model, not a curated record